AUGACGACACCACUUGCCGUCUUCAAGGUUACGCUGAUUGAAAGCACAGGGGAGGAGGAAUACAGGAAAAAAAUAUCACGGAAGGAAACAACGGCACAACUUUGUGUCGGCCUGAUUCAGAAAAUAAAAAAAAAAAAUGGAAAUUGGAACAAACUAAUUGGCAAUUCAUAUCUCUCCGCCAUCAUCCUCAGGCAACGCAUAGAAGAUGGGUGCGCCGCCCCGGCUGGCUCGAUGUCUGCGCGAUCGCAGUGGAUACGUUUGGCUUCGUGUGGGGCCUUCAUUCGUUGUUUCUCCACCAUCCUCGGCGUCGUCUGCUUCACUGGCGUUGCAAACCCCCAGCUCAUCAUCAUUGAUCACCUGCGCGUCACCCUCCGUUUCUAUCCCGGCGCGNCGACUUUGCGUCAACCGCAUAUAUAA
Messenger RNA from Trypanosoma grayi, 417 nucleotides. RefSeq lists its product as hypothetical. The record is from RefSeq and is a predicted model, not a curated record. The transcript has a single exon. Lineage: Eukaryota; Euglenozoa; Kinetoplastea; Trypanosomatida; Trypanosomatidae. The coding region runs from base 1 to 417 and encodes 138 amino acids.